CACAACUACUAGGCUGUUCCUCUAUCCGAGACGGGCUCAACAGGGGACAUGAGGAUUAAACGCUACGUUUGCAAAUGUUUUCAAGGUGUCCUUUUUGUGUACAAAAGUGCCAAAAGGAUUUGGGACAGGGGACUGCCUCUGUUUGACUACUUGGAGUGCUUUGCGCUUAUUUGUUGCUGUGGACGGUUGACAAAACUCUGGAAAUAUUUAAAUAAACGCUAUGCCAAGUCCAACAAACCUUCUAUCAAGUCUGAAAGUGGCUUGACCAAUUUCGAAAUAGUAAGUAUGCAGGUACAACUGGAUCAGAAAGACAAUGAGAUACAUGAUCUAAAAGAGAACGUUCGAAAACUUGCACAAGACAAACGUCAGGCAGAGAUGGAAAAGCAAGAUGCUCUUACAAGUAAACGCUAUGCCAAGUCCAACAAACCUUCUAUCAAGUCUGAAAGUGGCUUGACCAAUUUCGAAAUAGUAAGUAUGCAGGUACAACUGGAUCAGAAAGACAAUGAGAUACAUGAUCUAAAAGAGAACGUUCGAAAACUUGCACAAGACAAACGUCAGGCAGAGAUGGAAAAGCAAGAUGCUCUUACUAGAUUGAGCGAGGUUAUCUCAGUAAAGCUCAGGGACAACAAUCCAAAUAUCGCGGAUUUAAAUGAUCCGUUCAGACCCACAAAACUGGCUGAGAUGUUUAGUGAGCUGUACGAGGAUGAAUGGACUGCCCUUUACACAGUAUUGGAGGCAUAUAAAGUCAAGGACGAACAAAUGAUAGAUUUUCUUCUUGAUGUUUUUAUGGAGUCAUUUACAUUUUGCAAAACGAAACUGGAUACCAACUGGCAGUUAGUUACAGGAUGGUAUUUUGACGAGAAUUUGCCCAAUAGCAAGUCUUUGAAAAAGGCGUUCAAAGAUGGCAGGAAGUCAAUGGUUCCUCGACUCCUGACUGAAAUUGAAAAGAAAUUUAAUACCUAUCUUUGUGGUUUCUGCAAGAACGCAAGUCUCCAGCCCGUUUUGACGAGUGGUAAAAUGAAAGAGUACGUGUCCAGUUGCGCAAAGUUGAGUUUGCUGAUGAACGCGAGCGAUCUACCGGUAAUCGUUGACUGUCCUGGCUGGGUGCCAUGCACACCAGACUACCAGUCGGAACAGGAUGAGCACUCUGGUGUAUUUGAACAAGCUACUGUCAACGCUGAAGGCGAUGAGAGCAACAAGAAUAGUACGUCGGAUCUUAAAGAGAGGCGGGAUUUCAACAAAGAACUAUUUAAAGAAUACACCGUGAGAGGGAAAUACGUGGAGUUUUUCGUGUGGCCUGUGAUGUACCUGCACGAGAACGGUCCGGUGUUGACCAAGGGAAUUGCUCAAGGUACCGAAAACAAAAUGGUAUCAGAUGAUGAUCAUCGAUGGAUGUGGUGGAAGACGACCAAUAUCGUAUAAACAUGAUGACUAAUUGGUAGAUACUAAUUGACCCAAGAUAAGCAUACACAUUGUAAAAUAUUGAAAGGAGAUGUUAGGAAUAUGAAUCCUUAGCGCCAACGAAGACAUAUGUUACACAAUACAGUUUCACAAUAUUACAGACUAAAUUAAUGUGAUUGAAUAGUUGUCUAGUAUUAUUUGAGACAUACUUGAAACUACAUUAAUGACUAAGUUCAUCUAAAAUAUUAAAGUGGAGUACUUUCAAUUUUACAAAACUUAACUUUAAUGCUUACUUA
Molecule: messenger RNA, 1697 nt
Organism: Mya arenaria
Lineage: Eukaryota; Metazoa; Mollusca; Bivalvia; Myida; Myidae
Exons: 9
Coding region: 49-1422 (457 amino acids)
Source: RefSeq, a predicted model, not a curated record